CAGAGCAGGAUGGUAUCCCCAUCACUUCUCCUGUACGUUGACAGGUCAGGUAGGAUGCCAGCCGUCUUGUUUCCAUUGGGCUUGAAGUGGUUAAUUCCUGUGUUUUUGUCAGCAAGCGAGCAGCAGAGCACACACCGAGAAGGAGAGCACGUCUUGUGAAAUCCAUCAAAAUCGUCGGGAGGCUCGACCACAAACGGUGUGUGGUGCGAAGCCUCAGCUCAUGUUCAACGAGCAGCCGCUCCACUUGAGCACUGGAGCGUAGCCGCGGCCUUUCAGUCGCGCCCGGCCACGGACUGAAUGCAAGUCCUGUUCCUGCUUUGUGAACACUCGCUCGGCACGACCGUCGCCGAGCUGUUGCAGGAGAAUCGUAUGAGGUGUUAAAAGUUGAGACUUAGUCAGGUUUUAACUUUGUAAAGGUGGCACUCGGUUGACCUCUGCUCUUUGAGCUGUGUAGCGUUGUUUUACGGCAGCUCGCGGGGGUCACUCAAGUUCACCGCUCCCCGUAGUUCAAAGCCCGGUUCCACUUUAUUUUCUCCACUGCAGCCUUGCUGUUUGAUAUGUGCACUUAUUAUUUAUAUACGUUUAAAAAAAACAAUCAUCCCACAUUUGGUUUGCACUGUUUAUGAUGACUGUUAUUAUGAGCUUGAACGUGUGUUGACCUUGGACAUAGUAGCUCAACAGUCCUUUUUUUUUUUGCAUACAGAGUUUGCUCAGUUGUCAUCAUCUGUAUUAAACUCUGGUCACGUUACUAAAUGUGUCAUGUAAACGGGUCAUGAAUGUGUCUCAACUCUGAAGAAGUGGAGUUGAACAAUGAAGCUAGUCAGCAGACGUUGAGUUAUUUAAUUUUUUUUAUUAGUCCAACUCUUGCAUCAGAGUUUUGAAAAUGUCCUCCAGGAGGAGCUGGGUGACGGAUCACAGCAGACAUCCCGUAACAGCCUUACGUACGAGUGUAAACUGGUUCUGCACAAGCCUCUUCCAGCAAAGAAAGAAUGGUUGCGAAGCUUCCGGUUGCUUUGUGUUUCCAAUGUGCAUUGUCAGAAGAAUAUUACUCAUUGUGCUGGCCUUUUGAUAUCCGUGAUGUCACUCAUUUAAAGCCUCGACACUCCCACACAGUGAGGAAAUAGUUCCCGCUGCUCGCAUUGUCCUGCUGUACCACAUUCUCCGUAAGCAGAGUGCAUGUUUUGCAUCGGUCUCGCGUCUCUUCCAAAGAGGGAGGCGUUGUCACUGGAAAGCACAUAAGGUCAAAGGUGCCGUGCUGGCUCAGCGGCCCAACGCCGAUGCUUGAUGUCGAACUGUGGCGAGACAUGCGAGCUGCAAACCCCCCCCCACACACACACACACACACACACACCGACAGACGGUUUGAUUCUAAUACAGGAAAUAAAAAUGAAGCAUCACUGUUGUAGCAGUAACUGCAGCUGAGUCAGAGUUAAUAAAAAUAAAAAACAUCGUAGAGGCAGAGUUGCACAUUUAAAUGCGCUUCAGGAUUAUUAUAUGUAUUUGAUUGUGUUACACACACACACGCAGUCUUGUGAACGUGAUGUACAAAUACAAGGGUUACGGUACAGGUCACGCCUCUUUGCUUUUCCUGUUAAUUUAAAAACCAUGUAAUAUGAUGGUUUCACUUCAACUCAAGUUCACUCAAAGUAUCUUUUUAAAAUUCAGAAAGUUUUAAUUUGAACCUCUCUUUAGACUUCAGUUUAGUUUUUACUCAAGCUAGAUUAAAUGUUAUUUUUCUAAUUCUAAUUCCAAACUUUAAGCUCCACUUUGCAACAUGUGAUUCAGUAUUCAUUUAAAAAAAACUUUUUGUGCUUUUGUCUGUUUUUCGGCUGAUUUGGCCAUACGUCUCCAUUAAUUUGGUUAACCAGUUUUUGUUGUUUUUCUCAAAGGAGCAGAAAUUAUUAUUUAUUAGCUUAUUUGCCAUAAACCAUGAGUAACGUUAGCAAACUGACUUUUAGUUCAAUAGCAAACAAUGUAAUGUUCCGUUAAGGAAUACAGAGCAGUCGAAAGUUAAGCAUGCAAAUGUCUUUAUUUGUUGAAUAAAAGCAUACUUUUCUUUCUCAUUUUGGUCAAAUAAUCUUAGAUUACAAUAAUCCUCGUUGGUGCAGCCCAUACAAAAUGUCAUGUUAAAUUAAUUAAUCCAGUUAGUGUAUUUUUGUUUUGACAAUUCUACCAGUUCUCCAACACCAUCCCUAUUGUGGUUGUCCUUAUGGCCGUGCGUGGAUGAAUCAUGGGAAGUCAGCUUUCAACAAGUGAUUCGUGAGCACUGCAGAAGGCUUCAUGUCCCGACGAAACGUCUCCAAAACAAACUCACAGCGGCCAGCGAUCUCCAGCCUGCAGCGCGCUUCCUGUCCUGGACGGACUGUGUGGCAGUCAGAGGGCAAAAGGAGCCUGUUUGCCAGGAGGGUGAAGGACAGUCGGCCGGUGGAGCAGAGGGACCCCGGGUGGAAGCUGUUCGGGAAAAUCCCGCCGCGGGAGGGCGCCAUCAAGGACCCGACGAGAAUACAGAAGGAAUAUGAAACAAAGAGUGGCAGAGCUGGACCUGGCAACCCGACCUCUCCCAGGCAGGGUGUGAGGAAAAACCUGGACUUUGAGCCGCUUUCCACCACCGCACUCAUACUGGAGGACAGGCCUGCUAAUCUGCCUGCCAAGCCAGCUGAGGAGGCACUGAAACACAGACAGCAGUAUGAGGAGAUGGUGGCCCAGGCCAAGAAGAGAGAGUUGAAGGAGGCUCAGAAGAGAAAGAAGCAGCUGGAGGAUCGCUGCAAGCUCGAGGAGAGCAUUGGCACCGCCGCCCAGAUCUGGAACCAGGAGAUCCUGCCUAACUGGAGUGCAUUGUGCACUUCUCGACGAGUGAGAGACCUCUGGUGGCAGGGCCUCCCCCCCAGCGUGAGAGGCAAAGUGUGGAGCCUGGCCGUGGGCAACGAGCUCAACAUCACACAUGAGCUGUACAGCAUCUGUCUGGCCCGGGCCAAAGAGAAGUGGAGCAGCACGUCGGCACAUUCCUUAGAGACCGAACCUGAAGAUCCCGGUUCGUCAGAUCGGGAGUCGAGUCUGGAGCUGAUCAAGCUGGACAUCUCAAGAACCUUCCCCCAUCUGUGUAUCUUCCAGCAGGGCGGGCCAUAUCAUGAUGUGCUGCACAGCAUUCUGGGAGCAUACACUUGUUACAGGCCAGACGUUGGCUACGUGCAGGGGAUGUCGUUCAUCGCAGCAGUGCUGAUCCUGAACCUUGACACAGCCGACGCCUUUAUAGCUUUUGCCAACCUGCUCAACAAGCCCUGUCAGAUGGCCUUCUUCAGAGUCGACCACAGCCUUAUGUUGACUUACUUUGCGGCAUUUGAAGUGUUCUUUGAAGAAAACCUACCAAAGCUCUUUGCACAUUUCCAGAAAAACAACUUGACGCCCGAUAUUUAUCUAAUUGACUGGAUCUUCACCCUGUACAGCAAGUCCCUGCCGUUGGACCUGGCUUGCCGGGUGUGGGACGUGUUCUGCAGAGACAACGAGGAGUUCCUGUUCCGCACGGGGCUGGGCCUGCUGCGUCUCUACCAGGACGUCCUGACCACCAUGGACUUCAUCCACAUGGCUCAGUUCCUCACCCGCCUGCCCGAAAACCUCCCCGCCGAGCAGCUCUUCCAGCACAUCGCCGCCGUUCACAUGACCAGCCGGAAUAGGAAGUGGGCGCAGGUCCUGCAGGCGUUACAGAAAGAUCCGGAGCGAGGCAGCCCGGUGCUAAAGCGCUGAGCUAUCGCACGUUACUGGACUCAACCAGUUCUCCCCUCCAGCCCUCUGUGUGUGUGGGGGGGCGGGGUGGGGGGUACUGGACCCUCAGCAGGCUGCAUGGACCUGAGAAAGAACUUCUAAGCUCAGCGGGACUCAUUUGGUAGUUGCCGCUGUGAUAAACCUCUUCCCCAGAGCUGCGUCACUGCUCCAACAGGAACCAGGACUCUAGAGGGGGGGUUUAUCAGUGAUGGUGAUGAGGGUGGGCUGUGAAAAGGAAUACGAGGCCUUAUUUAUCUCCCACCACCCCUAAAGAAUGUAUCAUACACUCCCACAUUCAGCAGGCGGACCCAGGUCUGCACAGACCAGAGGAACCCACAGAGGAACCCACAGAGAAACCACUCCUCUUAGACUCCGUCUAGCUGCAGUUCCACUUGUCUUUUCUUUAAAUGUGGCUACUUCUUCCAAUUUCUAUACGUUCCAGUCAGGGAAGUAAUGUCUUCAAAUGAAUCUCCAGAGUCAGACGUUUGAAGUGUUGAAAUAUGUGAAGUGGAACUUCAGCUUGUGUCUCUGUUUCUAAAUCUCUUUGUUUCUGCACUUAUUUUCUCAGUCAUUCCUUCAGUUUGAUUUCAUCCUUGUGUGCUUUUCAUUUGUGUGUUUAUUUUUCUCCAGUUGGUUCAGAUUUAGUUUCCUGAUCCACUCCAUGAAGUCAACUUGUCGUUGCUCUUUGGGCUAAAAAAACCCAUGAAAUGGAUAUCCUGUGUCUCUGAGAGCUCCAUUUGUUUUUAAGAGGUCAUGAGCCGCCUGUAAAAUGAGUUUUACACUUUCUAUGUAUGUCAAUGAAACUGGCGUAAAUGAUGCUGCUGUUGGACACAGACUUCCCUUAAAGUUAAAGGUACAUUUCAGCUUGUUGGUGUUCCGAUGCCUGAGUGUGACGUCUUUUAAAAUGUAUUUAUUUAAUAUUUAUCAAGAGGACACAAAUGAAGGGUUCUCUCUCCAGCCCAGCAUACACUUGAUAUGAGCAACUCGAUCGCUAAUGAAAGGAGUAGUCGUCAUCGGCUGGAAGGAGCCGCUCGGCUUCGGUCUGUAUCCAUGGCCGAGCGUUACCUGUAGUUUGUGCGGUGCGUCUGUUUUAUUUUUUAAUUUUUCUACAGCCUCGUGACUCCACGAUUUCACCCUUUUUUUUUUAGCACAGUUUCGCUUCAUGUUUUUGCUGCCUCCUAAGGAGACCGCUCCACAGAUGAAAACAGGUGGCUAGUUUUGCUUUUGUUUGUUUUGGAUUGCAGAUUCUUACUUCCUGUCAUGUCGAACACAAUGUGUAUGCCAGCGGUCGCCCGGCCCUCGGCUGUAAAGGUCACAAGUCGAGCUUUGUGGCCGCCGCCUUCACACACACUGUGGUUAGGUGUCACUUUUGACAUCACUGCUGGUUGAGCAUUGUGUUGAUGAGUGAGCACAGCCAGACAGUGAAGUACAUGAAGCUUAUUGAUAAAUCUGUUGAUUACGACGGCCCAUUGUAGGUCAAGAAGAAAUGAAUUAUGGAGCCAGGAGAGGGCCGGUAAAAAUCACAGAAAUGUAUAGGGAAAACGCUUGAAUAUUGUCUGAGAUUAAAAUGGUUAAUUUACAAGAAGAGAUAAUGAAUGUUUUUCUUUGGCCAGUUUACCUCCAAUGUCUCUUCAAAGACCGGAUGCUUAUGAUGUUGUGGGUAAAAAGUAUGAGUAUUUCCUCCUCGCUAAAGGCAAAGUAUAAUUUGAUUGUUUCAUUUACCUCAGGCAUAAUGAGUCUUUAAUGCACCAAAUAAAUCAAUCAAAUGUA
This is a messenger RNA of Cyclopterus lumpus (lumpfish), 5529 nucleotides long. RefSeq names its product TBC1 domain family, member 14 (gene tbc1d14). The coding region runs from base 2281 to 3741 and encodes 486 amino acids. The record is from RefSeq and is a predicted model, not a curated record. The transcript has 13 exons. Lineage: Eukaryota; Metazoa; Chordata; Actinopteri; Perciformes; Cyclopteridae.